Racocetra persica is the source of this 2171-nucleotide messenger RNA. Lineage: Eukaryota; Fungi; Glomeromycota; Glomeromycetes; Diversisporales; Gigasporaceae. The record is from the annotation of a GenBank genome assembly.
UAACUGAAGUAAAUGAGCAGGAAGGUUUACCGACGGAUGUAGCAAGUAUUCUUCCUUUAAUGCUCCAAGCUCAAGAUCUUGUCAGUAAACUCGAAAGUCGAGUAUAUGAACUGGAAAAUGACCUUGAGGUUCAACAUUUGAUUUUUCGUUCUGAAAAUUCAUAUACCAUAAAUGAAGCCCAUGAACAUGAAAGAGAUCAAUUACUCCAAGAAAUUGGUGAAAAAGAUGAAUACAUUCAUAAUUUAAAAACCAAAGCUAGUCGUCUUGAGUUUGGAGCUAGGGAAGCCAUAAUUGAUGAUGACGAUAAUGCUACAGCAGUAGAAUCAAAUGAUUUGGAAGGACAAUUCCUAGAUAGUAUUAAAUUAUGUUUAAAUUAUUUAAAAUGUACCCAAAAUAAUCAACAAGCACCAAAAUACUCCAAAAAAUCGUUAUCACCAGUACGGCGUGAUUCAAAACUUCAACCAUCUAAUGAUGAUGACUAUGAAUCUGAUCACAGGGUUGAACAUGAUCCUCUACCUAAUAACAUUGUACCUAAUCACGAUGUGCAAAAGGAGGAAGUAAACGACGAUUCCAUAGAAAAUGAUAUAAAUAAUAGGCUUACGGUUCAUCAUAAUAGUUCAAGGAGAGAAUCUUUUAGUGGCAGCCAAAUUUCACUGGAUGAUGUGUCCGAUCUUUCCGAAUAUGAUUUAGAUGGUUCAGAAGACAUUGCAGACUAUGAUAUUCCCAUAAGAAGGUCAAUUGACAGUGAUCUAGAAGAAGGGGAGCUAGAACGACGCGAACAAUAUUUAAUCAAAUUUAAUAAUCAUGAAACAAAUACUAUUGACAGUGAUCUAGAAGAAGGGGUGCUAGAACGACGCGAACAAUAUUUAAUCAAAUUUAAUAAUCAUGAAACAAAUACUUUUCAUAACAAAUUUGAAGAAAUCGAAGAUGAAAGUACAGAUGUUGAUCAACAUGUUGAAGAACGUGCAUAUCUUAAACGUGAUCUUUCUGCGUUAGCAUUAUCUCUUGCGGAAGAACAAACUCUUCGAUCUCAAAUUCAAACCAGUAAAGAAAGCUUAGAACAAGAAAUAGAUGACUGGAUAAAUGCUAUGUUUGAGAAAGUUAAUCAAAUGGUGUUUGAUGAAGCCAAUACACGUGAAGAAUUGGAAUGCCUAAACAGAGAGACUAAAGGAAAAAUGGAUAAUUCAUUGAAAUCAUCUGAAAGUAGGCAAGAUCGAUUAAGAGAAAUGAAAUUAUUGUUAGUCCAUUUAGAUUCUACAAAACAGAGACAAACGGCACCAACGCAAAAUGGAGUGCCAUUAAACAGAAAUUCUAUUGUUCGUCGAAGUUUACUGUCCAAUUCUUCUACAAAUAGUCCAAGAGGAAGCAGGGUAUUCGGUUGUAUGUCACCUAAUAUAUUUUCAAGUCAAUUUUCGGGUGAGAUAUCAUUUUCUCGAGGCAGACGUAUUUAUAUUGACAGCAUAGUUUAUGAAGAAUUCCAAGAAUAUGUAAAAUCACUUACAAAUUCUACUACGCCCACAAGUUCUACUCCUACACAUCCAUUCAUGAAACGUUGCAUGAAUGAAGAUAUCCAACCGUGCUUAUUUGAAGGACAUACAGGGUGGAAAUCACCAUUUUAUAAAAGACGUUUGUUAGAUGCUAUUAUGAAAAAUCAAUGCGAAAUUCAAAAAACACAUUAUAAUUAUUCAAGCUCCGUUCGAAGUACACCUAACACCAGCCAAAUUAGCAGUUCAACAUCGAAUACCCGACAGAGCAAUUAUAAUGAACCACCACAAGCACCAAAACAAAAAUGUGGUCUCUGUGGUCAUCUUAGAAGUUGUGAUUUCCGCAUGCGAAUUUUUGGAACGGAUGUUGCAGUACCACCAUCGACAACCACAACUUCAUCAUCACGUUUUUCGAGCAUAGGAAGUGCAGUAUGGAUUCCACUUGAUAGAUUCUGUCGGGAUCGUAUUGUUGCGGUGUGUGAUUUCUAUACCUAUAUUUCACAUUUACGUAAAGGAUUACUUGUCAAUUCACCAGUAUGGGGAAUGUAUAAGCAAUGUCUCAAAUAUCGCAGAAGAAUGAGCAUGGCACGCGUUGGUAGUGUGAGUAUGUUUGAAGAGGAGGAUGCUAUUAUUAAUGAAUGUUUAAACAAUUCUGAAAUGGAAGGAAUGGUCGUACUUGUGAAUUAA